UUAGAACACUCCCCCCUAACCAGGUGUGUGUGCGUUUUCCCGGCGAAUGUCAAAUAAACUGUUACCAGUCGCUCGGACAAUUUUAAAGCGCUAAAAUGGCAAACGUGCGCUGUUUGGAGAAACUAUUCCGUCUACAGAAGCUCCUGCUGCCCCUUCAUGCACAGAGCUGUCGCCUGUCCUCCCUGCACCGACAGCUGCCCCUGGCUGCUGCAUCGCUGGCGCGGGGCUAUGCCAAAGAUGCCACAGAGAAGACUAGUGGCAACGGAAGUGGCUUGGAGGACUUUCGGGCACGCGAGGAACAGCUGGAAAGGGAGCGGGAUGCGGCCGAGGAGGCGGCUGCAAAAGCCACACAAAAUGAGUCCGGCGGUGGGGGAGGAGGAGCAGGCGGCAAGCAGCAUGAGUCUGACGAGCAGAGCGCCAAGCAGGCCAAGGUGGAUGCCAUACGCGACAAGAUACUCGAUGCGGCUCUGGAGCAUGUACCACAACACGGCUGGACAAGGCAGGCGAUUAUCCUCGGGGCGGAGCAGUGCGGCUAUCCCAGCGUGGUGCAUGGCAUGUUCCCCGAAGGCGGCUUUGCCCUCGUCUCCCACUUCAACGGCAGAUGCAACGCCCAGCUGGUGCAGAGUCUCAAGCAGAAGACGUGCAGUGGCCAGCAGGAUGUAGAGAAUCCGCUCGACUUCCUGGUGCAGGCCGUGCGUCAGCGCAUGGAAAUGAUUUCCCCGUACAAAGCCCAAUGGCCGCAGGCCAUGUCCCUAAUAGCACAGCCGCAGCAUGCGUCGACGGCGCUUGCCCAGGUGCUCACACUAGUGGACGACAUCUGCUACUACUCGGGCGAUCGAUCCGUGGACUUUGGCUGGUACACGCGGCGCAUUGGCCUGGCGACCAUCAUGAAGAUGACCGAGCUGUACAUGCUGCAAGACACCUCCGCUGGCCAUGUCCAGACGUGGGACUUCCUAAAGAACCGCAUGGACGAGGCCGUGCAGCUGCAAAUGGCACUCUCCCAGACCGAGGGCAUGACGCACACCUUUCAACGUUCCUUUAACUCGGCUUUCAUAACGGCACGGAAUAUACUCGGCCUGGGCUUCAAGCGGAAUUAGCCCCGAGACCUCUUUGCUUCACGCAGUCCAAAGAAGGAAUGGCAAUCCAUUGGUGUGGAUUCCAUGGAUCCUCCCCCCCAUUCAACGAUCUACACUUAUAUAUAUACCUUAACCCUACAUGUUUAUAUGUAUGUACAUAUAUGUACGUACGUCUUUCUACAAUCCUGUGGUUUAGCUGGAGCUGUAGCUGGAGCUCGCCUGAGGCUUCUUUCGGCGGUGAUGAUUAUAGUUCUUAAA
Molecule: messenger RNA, 1334 nt
Organism: Drosophila obscura
Lineage: Eukaryota; Metazoa; Arthropoda; Insecta; Diptera; Drosophilidae
Gene: Coq9
Product: ubiquinone biosynthesis protein COQ9, mitochondrial
Exons: 4
Coding region: 96-1097 (333 amino acids)
Biological process (GO): ubiquinone biosynthetic process
Cellular component (GO): mitochondrial inner membrane
Molecular function (GO): lipid binding
Source: RefSeq, a predicted model, not a curated record